GCGCCAAGCUUCCGCUUCAAAAAACAAAACAUGGCGGAGAGGGACGCCGAAAUUUGCUUCAAGAAGGAAACAGUAAGCAAACUCUUGACUAGUUUCUUCAAAGAGGACAAAACCAAACUAAGUGGUGAUGCUGCGCUGCUCAUGGCAGACGUGCUGAAAGUGUUUGUCCAAGAGGCGUCUGUGAGGUCACAGAAACAAGCCGAAUCUGAGGACUGUGACCAAGUGGACAUUGAACAUUUUGAAAAGAUUCUACCUCAACUGCUUCUGGACUUCUAGCACAGUGAUGCCACUAGAUGGAGCCAGAGUGCUGCCAGCAUGUCUCUCCUACAGUUGCCACAGCUACAACUUUAGUUUUACUGGUGUAAAAUUAAACCUUAAUUUAAUGGCUACUCAAUUGUGAGACUAGAUUAAGACUGUCAGACUGCAGACUUUAUACAGGUUUAGGGAUUUGAAGAGAAAGUACCAGUGCCGCUUUCUUCUUAAUAAGGGUUAUUUUCUCUGAAAACAUACUUAUGCACAAUGAUGGUGGUGCCAGGCCGUUUGUAUGUCUGUUUGUGUGUAGCAGGAUCGGGUGCAUAACAAAUAUGAUAACCCACCACCAAAUAGAUUGAUUGGCAUGAAGUCUGGUACAGAUACACAUGACUCCAAGAGAAUGAGUCAGAAUGUUUUUGUGUUUCCCUGAAUUUUCCUGAUUGACUUUAACCCUCAGACAAAAUGGGUGUCUAUUGCUAUUUGAGUAAAAUUUGUUAUGGCUCAGUUAUUGAACUUGUUGCUAAUAAAUUUGGCGCUGGCCUUCGUGUCUGUA
Molecule: messenger RNA, 805 nt
Organism: Mugil cephalus (flathead mullet)
Lineage: Eukaryota; Metazoa; Chordata; Actinopteri; Mugiliformes; Mugilidae
Gene: cenpx
Product: centromere protein X
Exons: 5
Coding region: 31-276 (81 amino acids)
Biological process (GO): replication fork processing; kinetochore assembly; DNA repair
Cellular component (GO): FANCM-MHF complex; Fanconi anaemia nuclear complex
Molecular function (GO): protein heterodimerization activity
Source: RefSeq, a predicted model, not a curated record